Messenger RNA from Zophobas morio, 1970 nucleotides. Its product is annotated as neprilysin-1-like. The transcript has 6 exons. Bases 1 to 1950 code for a protein of 649 amino acids. The record is from RefSeq and is a predicted model, not a curated record. Gene Ontology annotation, molecular function: metalloendopeptidase activity. Lineage: Eukaryota; Metazoa; Arthropoda; Insecta; Coleoptera; Tenebrionidae. Gene Ontology annotation, cellular component: plasma membrane. Gene Ontology annotation, biological process: protein processing.
AUGUUAGCUCAUCAUCUGUUGUGUUUUUUCGUAACUGUAGUAAUAGAUACCAAAACUGCGGCCGGAAAAUUUCCGGCUUUUUUAAAACCAGGGAACUACUCAGAUGAACUGGCCUUCGUAUCUCCACACAUCAACCCAUGCAAAAACUUUUAUGCUUAUUCUUGCAACUCAUGGAUUACUCAUGUAAAGAAACCACCAUACGAACCCAUCUGGAACCCAUGGAUAGAAGUGAACCACAAAAUAAAGCAACGCUUAUCAAACAUCCUAACCCGCCAUGAUCCGCUUCUGGUUAAACCGCAAAUAUUCCACCGUUCUUGCAUGAGAAUCAUAGACCACGAAACAAAAUAUUUACAAGAACUCAAAUCGCUGGUGGAAAAUUUAGGAGGUUGGCCGUUAACUGAUAAAAACUGGAACGAUGCGAAUUACCAGUGGUUUCAUCAACUAGCAAAAAUCACAAAAACGUUGGGGAUUCAUCCGAUUUUGAAAAUUCACGCUGAUUUGGACUAUUUAGAUCCUAAGCAGUUUGUGAUCUAUGUAGAACCUGGAGAUUUAAUUUUUCCUCAGUAUAUUUUAACGGGGAAAAAUCAUCUUGCAGAGUUGGAAGCAUAUGAAAAGUGGAUUUUGGAUACCGCGACACACAUGUAUGACGACAUGGCAGACCGUAUUUUUCCGAGUGAAGUUAAAGAAAUUAUAAAGUUUGAAAUGCAUUUGGCGAAAAUUAUGGAUUUAAAACAAUGGCAUGAAAGAACGACUGUUAAAAAAGUACUAAAAAAAUUUUCUGUCGAUUGGAUGGGAGUCUUAAAUGGUAUUUUUGGUGAUUUCACCGAGAUACAAUAUAAUACGACUCUUGCUAUUAAAAAUUAUGCAUAUUUAAAAAAUGUGCUUUUCUUGAUUAGCACAACAAAACAGAAAACGGUGGCUAACUACAUAAUGUGGUCCGUUAUUAAAGAUUUGUCACGAGAUACUACUCAUCAUAUGCGAGAAUUGAAUUUUUUAAUUGAUCAUGCUAUUUUGGGUGUUACUGGCGAUAUUUCGAGAGACUAUGAGUGCCUAGACAAAGCUAUUAAAUAUUUUGGUUCUUUGCUAGUCCCUCCAUACUUAAAAUCAUUUGUUAGUCCUCAAGUUUUUUCAAAAGUAACAUCAAUGGUUAAUUCAAUUAAAACAGAAUUUGUAAAUAUUUUACAUAAUAAUCACUGGUUAAGUAAAGAAGCAAAAAUAGCUACAGCUGAAAAAAUUAAUAAUAUUGAACUAUAUCUAGGAUAUCCUUCCGAAAUUUUCAAUGGAACUCCAGCAGAACAUUACCAUCACACAGUUCAAAUGACGAGUGAUCAUUUCAUGAACAUAAUUAAGCUGAAAAGUUUCCAGCAGAAACACCUUCUGUCGCAGAUUUCCGAAAAAACUAAUCCUGUAGUUUGGCCUUCCUCUCCUUUCGAUGUUAAUGCGUACUACAGUGUGUUACAAAAUGCAAUCUUUGUACCUUUGGGGCUUUUGCAACCUCCAUUUUUUCACCCAAAUCGAGAAACAAUUUUUAACUUUGGCGCUUUAGGAGUGUUAAUUGGACACGAAAUUUCUCAUUCUUUAGAUCCUACUGGUAUUUUGGCUGAUGCUACAGGAAAAAUUGCUAAAUGGCUACCAGAACAGGACUUAGCUGCUUACAGAAAACACAUUCAUUGCUUUGGGGAUGAUGCAACAAUAUUGGGGGAGAACAUAGCUGAUAGCAGUGGACUAAAAAUUAGUUUGGAAGUUAUAAAAAAUAAAAAAGUUAAUCAUAAACUUAAAUAUUUUUUCAUUAGUUUUGCGCAGAUGUGGUGUGAAACGUCUGCAAACAUGGAAAUGUUUACUGGUGAUGAACAUGCCACAAAUGCCAACCGAGUAAAAAAUUUAAUCAAUAACAAGGACUUCCAAGAAGUAUUUGCCUGUGAUUCUAGCAAAUCUUGCGAAUUAUGGUAGUCAAUAAAUCUUUAAAUAAA